Molecule: messenger RNA, 1604 nt
Organism: Schizophyllum commune H4-8
Lineage: Eukaryota; Fungi; Basidiomycota; Agaricomycetes; Agaricales; Schizophyllaceae
Product: actin-related protein 2/3 complex, subunit 1
Exons: 4
Coding region: 91-1257 (388 amino acids)
Biological process (GO): Arp2/3 complex-mediated actin nucleation
Cellular component (GO): Arp2/3 protein complex; actin cytoskeleton
Molecular function (GO): actin filament binding
Source: RefSeq, a predicted model, not a curated record
AGUUACUUGAUCUCCUACCCUCAUCCCCUCGAGGUAGUCGACUGCUAGUCCUACCACAAGUCCCUCAAAUCUCCAACUGCAACACUCAGAAUGGCCCCCGAAGUCUACAACAUCGCGCAGACGCCUAUCACGGCGCACGCGUUCAAUGCGGACCGUUCUCAGGUCGCCGUAUCCCUAAACUCUAACAGCGCGCAGAUCCUUCAGCGCGGGGGGCCUGAUGGCUGGACGCCCAUUGAGCAGCUGUCCGAGCACGACAAGCUGAUCACCUCAAUCGACUGGGCGCCCAACUCGAACCGCAUCGUCACCGCGUCCCAGGACCGCAACGCCUACGUCUGGCAGGAGACCCCCGACCCCGAAACAGGCCGCCUCGUCUGGAAGCCGACGCUCGUGCUCCUGCGCAUCAAUCGCGCGGCGACGGUCGUGCGCUGGAGCCCCAAGGAGGACAAGUUCGCGGUCGGCAGCGGCGCGCGCGCGAUCGCGAUCUGCUCCUUCGACCCCGAGAACAACUGGUGGGUGUCGAAGCUGCUCAAGAAGCCGAUCCGCUCGACCGUGCUUUCCGUCGACUGGCACCCGAACAAUGUGCUGCUCGCGGCGGGCAGCGCGGACAUGAAGGCGCGCGUCUUCUCUGCGUACAUCAAGGAGGUCGACGAGAAGCCGGCGCCGACGGUGUGGGGGAGCAAGCUACCAUUCAACACCGUGUGCGGCGAGUACGCGUCACCCGCGGGCGGAUGGGUGCACGGUGUGUCGUUCUCGCCUUCCGGCGAUGUCCUGGCAUUCGUCUCGCACGAUUCGUCCGUGUCGGUCGUCUACCCGGCGACGAACGCGAUCUUCAACGUGCGCAUCUCGUCGCUACCGUUCGUCACGCUCGCCUGGACGUCGGAGAACAGCGUCGUCGCGGCGGGGCAUGACUGCCACCCCGUUGUCUUCCAGGGUGACGAGUCGCAGGGCUGGGCGGGCGCCGGCACGCUCGACGAUAUGAAGAGCGUCGGGGCGGCGAAGGCUCAGACCGUCGGUCGUCUCAACUCGGGCGCCUUCAACGUGUUCAAGAGCGCGGACUCGCGUGGCCAGGCCGCCGCUGCGGGCUCGCAGGGCCUCACGAAGCUGCCCACCGUGCACCAGAACACGAUCACGAGUGUGCGCCUGUACGACUACAACGGGACGCAGGUCAGCACGACGGGCGUCGAUGGCAACCUCGUUAUCUGGGACGCGACGAAUGUGACGGUGCUGGAGAAGCAGAUGGCGGGGAUGCAUGUAUAGAAGAAGGGUAUAAUGUACUAUCGAUACAAGACGAAGACGAGCACGAUGAUGAUACAAUUCCUCAAGGGCCUCCAGCUGCUGCCCUCUCGUUGAUGACGCCCCAAGCGGAUGCACGGAACAGUGUCAUGACGAACCCCAUCUUCUUCUCUAGUACGCGCAAUUGCCCGAUGAGUGCCGCCUGGUCUUGCUCAUGGGUGAGAUCCUUCAUGAUUUCUGUGAUCUCUUUCAUUCUCCGCGCGAGCUUUGCAUACUCCCACAGCACUUCUGAUUCGGUGGGCGUCAAGCUCGGGUGGUUCGCAUAUGGAUUUGUGGUAUACACAUCCCGCGACUCUUCCUCCGAGGACGAG